Messenger RNA from Branchiostoma floridae (Florida lancelet), 3182 nucleotides. Its product is annotated as 14-3-3 protein epsilon-like. The coding region runs from base 124 to 921 and encodes 265 amino acids. Gene Ontology annotation, cellular component: cytoplasm. The record is from RefSeq and is a predicted model, not a curated record. The transcript is spliced from 6 exons. NCBI's taxonomy places the organism in Eukaryota, Metazoa, Chordata, Leptocardii, Amphioxiformes, Branchiostomatidae. Gene Ontology annotation, biological process: signal transduction.
UUCCGCUUAAACCCGGAACUAUUUCAGAGUUGGCGGGCGCGGCCAUCUUUGAUCAGAAAAUUUGUAACGAUAAACUUGCAGCUUGAAUCGAUUCGAAUCCAGCCCUUCUUCCAUCCAUCCACCAUGUCCGUCUCGGCAGACAGAGAGGAAGAGGUCUACAGAGCCAAGCUGGCAGAGCAGGCUGAACGAUAUGAUGAAAUGGUUGAGGCCAUGAAGAAAGUGGCGGAGCGAAACACGGAGCUGAGUGUUGAGGAGAGGAACCUGCUGUCUGUGGCGUACAAGAACGUGAUUGGUGCCCGGCGUGCCUCCUGGAGGAUCAUAAGUAGCAUUGAGCAGAAGGAGAAGGAUAAGGGCAACUCAGAGAAGGUGGCAAAAACUGAGGAGUACAGGUUGGCGGUGGAGCAGGAGCUGAAGUCAAUUUGUGAUGACAUCCUCGACGUCAUCGACAAAAACCUUAUCCCUUCAGCUGGGUCAGGAGAGUCCAGGGUCUUCUACUACAAGAUGAAGGGCGACUACCACCGGUACCUGGCAGAGUUCGCCAAAAGUAACGACAGGGCAGCGGCUGCGGAGAACAGCCUGCUGGCGUACAAGGCCGCCAACGACAUCGCCAUGAUGGAACUGGCGCCCACACACCCCAUCCGCCUCGGUCUCGCCCUCAACUUUUCUGUCUUCUACUACGAGAUCCUGAACUCACCCGACCGCGCAUGCCGUCUCGCUAAAGCUGCAUUUGAUGAUGCCAUUGCAGAGCUGGACACACUGAGUGAAGAGAGCUACAAGGACUCCACACUCAUCAUGCAGUUGUUACGAGACAACCUGACCCUCUGGACAUCAGACAUGACGACGGACGGUAAGGACGAUGGUGAGGGAGGUGACAAAGAGCAGGUGCAGGACGUAGAGGCAGAAGAGGGCAACGCCCAAUGAGCACACUGCAGCGUCACUCUGCCCCCUUUAAUUUGUGUUUAGAUCUCCCGACAAGUUUAGCACACACUUUCUUACUCAGGCACCAAGCCUUCUAUGAGCCAGCGGCAGAGAAUAGAAGAGAGGGGGUGUCAAAUGACAACCUUGUGGCACGUGUUGGUCACGAAUUAGACACCAGUGUCACUUUAGAGAACCUAGACUCAUAGUUCCCCCCAAAUUCAAUUAGAAGACUGAUUGAAAGAAAGACAGAAAUACUUGAUAAUUUCACGUAAUGUAGGUUUAUCUGCCGUGAGUCUAUUUCUCAACAGACAGAGAUCUCUGUCCAUCUCAAGUUAGGGAAAGUAUCAUGUCAGUUUCUUCUCGCCAUGAUAUGUAUUGUUUUUGUUUAGUGCACUUAUUCCCUGUACUGACCGAUUUUUUUGUCAUCUGGAUUAUGUCGUGGGGAAAAUUGUUUUUGAAUGUGUCCAAAACCCUUCUUGAUUCUGUAGUGAGUUAGCAUGACAUAGUAGCUGCGAGAUCAGAGGGUUUCUCUGAAUACCACGGCCCAAUAUGGCUGUUAGGAAUGAGGUUUGUGUUUGCCUACUAUCCUUCAAUUUAAAUUAUGAUACCAUGAGUUUGCUUCCAAUGUUGCCAUGUAGUAGUACUAAGCCCAUGUGUAACCAGACGACGCCUACACGCCGCGUUUCAGUUCUGCAAAGGUACUGGCCAAAAAUCCACUCUCAGAUCUGUCGACGACUCAGCGCAAGUGAUCCUUUACCAGUCCCAAGUGCUGGGCUGCAUCUCAGACCAGUAGUGGGCCCUACUCACCCUAACUAACUACCAGCCAUUAGUCCAUAUCUCUGAACCCUCUAUCUUAGAACUGAUGUAGUAUUGUAGGCUUGUUAUGUGUCUUAAGUUAAAUGUAGUCAAGCCUGUCUCGUAGUUGUCAUGUCUAUAUUUACGAUUGAGACAAUGAUUGUUGAUUUUGGUUUUCCUUCCCAUGUAGUCAGUAAGUCACUUGUAUAUGAGUGCCAUCAGGAACACUGUAUUGCUGCGGAACAUACAAAGGAAGAAAAGAAAAUGUAGUACCUUGUGGGGUUGAAUAUUGUGAAUUCGCUGCCCUUGAUGCAGCUUUAGAAAUCCACCAAACAUUACUGUGUCCGUUCUAGACCAGUCAGUGACGACCAAAUUCGCCUGGAUAAAAAUGGUACUUUCAUCGCUUUGUUUUUCUUGUCGUCGAGUCCCGCUACGCAUAGACAUAUCAUGGGCAUUACAUCAUUACAUUCCGAAAGUUCCUUGUUGUGUAGUAGCAACUGGUUGUUGGGUGGUUCUCUUCUCAGUGUGUACUGUUCGGAAAUGUGUGGCACGGCUGUCUUAUGAGACAGGAAACUGCUGAAGUUGAAUCGCCCUGUUGGCCUGAACUUAAAUCUGAAGGCUUUUGGGCUAGUCAGCAGUUGUAAUGAUCUCUAGCGGAGCCUGCCAUAGGAGUGGAAAGCCUGAAAGCUAUCCCAAACAUCACGUCAGCUUCCAUUUGUUAUGCUUCUUGUUUUUUGGAAAAGUAAGAACUGUAGACAAAGACUGUUAGGUCUCUGACCAGUAUGCCUCAGCAGUGAAAACUGCAGGAAAUUGAGGAGCAUUGAGUUGUGAAAACACCAAGAAAGGGGAUUGUUGAAAGAAGUUGAUUGCUUGAGGAAUGUCUAGCAUGACAAUUUUGAACAGUGACUGAUGUUAAAGUACAGCCGGCUUUUUGAAUUCCAUGUCAGAAAGGAGGCAAUUUUACCACUCGCCUUGUACUGUCAGCUGCUCCACCUAGUGGUUUUGUAACAAACUGCAUGUGGAAAAACCAGCUGUCAAGUGCAAGGCUACAAAGUUGGUUAUUCAGCCUUUUGAAAAUCUGCAGUUGGAAUCACUUAGCGUGUUGAGAAUUGAAGGUAUGGUUAGUGCACGAGUUGAAGAGAACAGGUGAUUCCCACCGGACCAAGCUCAUGUCAGCAGCCGUGGGGAGUGGGAACACCAGGGGGAUCUACAAAAACAAAUAACCCAAAAAAUUAAGAAAGGGAAAAAUGCGUAGGAAUCGAUCGUUGGGAUUUUCAUAGGAUGUUAUCGUUAAAUUAUAACUUAGUGAUGGCGUACUACUGGAAUUGGAACCUUCUGUUUGGAUGGUGCUAAAACAAACUUACCCCCAACACCCAACAACUGUUGCCUGUAUAUCUAGAUUUGUAUUCAAGGAUUGUACCUUUGUAAACUGAUGUCAUGCUUUUAACAUUAAAUUGGUUGUUAAAUGA